UUCUCUCAUUCAUAAUUCGUGUCUCUUUAGCCUUCUUGUUCGCAGCACAAGCAAUUCGUUAAUGGAAGGAAGUAAUUCUUUCAUGCAGCUGCAGCUCAGUCUCUGCUCCAACUCCGACGAUCACCGGCGGCAACAAAUGACGAUUUUCUACGACGGCCGUGUUUGCGUUUCCGACGUCACAGAGUUGCAAGCGAAAGCCAUUCUAGAAAUGGCAAAGAAGGAAUUAAGGCUGGAUGAGAAACAAGGAGGUGGAAAUAGACAAGAGGAGAUUAACACUGCAGCUUUGCCGGCGCCAGCGACGCAGUUGAUGAGUCCGGGGCAGUCUAUGAAGAGAUCGUUACAGAGGUUUCUUCAGAAGAGGAAGACGAGGAUAGCCGAAAGUUCUUCACCUUAUGGAUUUCGGCAGCCAUUGCUGCAGUUGUUUUCUUCUUAAUUUCUUCUUCUUUUAUGUGGAUUGGAGAAAUGAUUUGGAGUUCUUUUAGGGUAUGUAAUUUUGUAUUGGUUUGGUUUAUUUAGUUGUGGGGUUAGGUAGCUGCUUGUUGUAGAAGAAGAAACUGAUAGAGAAAAUAUUUUUAUGGCGCAUA
Molecule: messenger RNA, 584 nt
Organism: Dendrobium catenatum
Lineage: Eukaryota; Viridiplantae; Streptophyta; Magnoliopsida; Asparagales; Orchidaceae
Product: protein TIFY 5A-like
Exons: 1
Coding region: 62-433 (123 amino acids)
Biological process (GO): regulation of defense response; response to wounding; regulation of jasmonic acid mediated signaling pathway
Cellular component (GO): nucleus
Source: RefSeq, a predicted model, not a curated record